This is a messenger RNA of Rubroshorea leprosula, 847 nucleotides long. NCBI's taxonomy places the organism in Eukaryota, Viridiplantae, Streptophyta, Magnoliopsida, Malvales, Dipterocarpaceae. The record is from the annotation of a GenBank genome assembly.
AUCCUCCAUCUGCAUAGUUGUUUCUUUUUUAAAUUCAAAUAGCGUUCUGAGUUUCCGAUAACUCGUCUACAUCCUCCGGCGUCCGAAGUGAUUUUUUAUUGAAUCUGUUCGAAUUUGUAGCGAUGGAUACCGGUGGGAAAGUUAAAAAGGGAGCUGGAGGAAGGAAAGGAGGCGGUCCGAAGAAGAAGCCAGUGUCAAGAUCAGUGAAAGCCGGACUUCAGUUCCCCGUUGGAAGGAUCGGGCGAUACUUGAAGAAGGGAAGGUAUGCACAGAGAGUCGGCACUGGAGCGCCAGUUUACAUGGCCGCUGUGCUUGAGUACUUAGCUGCUGAGGUUCUCGAGUUGGCUGGGAAUGCAGCAAGGGACAACAAGAAGAACAGGAUCAUUCCACGACAUGUAUUACUUGCCAUUAGAAAUGAUGAGGAACUUGGAAAGCUGCUUGCUGGGGUCACCAUUGCUAGUGGGGGUGUGCUUCCUAACAUCAACCCUGUUCUGUUGCCCAAGAAGUCCGAGAAGCCCACUAAGGAACCCACAUCUCCUGCUAAAGCAGGAAAAUCUCCAAAGAAAGCCUAAUUGCUGUGGAUAUAGUUUGUUUAUUAGGGUAUUGUAUGUGAUUUUGGGUUUUUAGGAGCUUGUUUUGGUUAGUGGGCAGGGAUUAGUAAGGGAAAUGAAAACACUGGAAAUCCCUAUGUCAGGUAAUUUUAAUGGUUAAAAUGAAAGUGAAACAGCUUGUUUCUGCAUAUUCCAACCUUGGCUCAUGUCACACAACUUACACUUUCAAAUGUUUUUGUUUGUCUUUGAGCAGGUUUUACAAAGUGUUGAAUGUAUAAUGAAAAAGUAUGUGAAUU